GUGAAGCGGGUACUGGAUUCGCUGAGUGUUUAGGCCUCUUGCAACCCAGGAAGACAUUCCAAGAUGCAGCCUUUUAUCCUUCUGCUAAUUUGGCUGCCGUUGGCGUUUGCUGAAGAUCGAGCGAAGGAAAAGUGCUUCCCGAAUAUCGGCUGCUUCAACUAUGGUUACCCUUUCCUGGAUCCGCCGCAGCGCCCGCUGAGCUGGGCGCCGCAGUCCCCCAGCCGCGUCAAUGCGCGGUUCCUGCUGCACACUCGCCACAACCCACUGAAGGAACAGGCCCAGGAGCUAUACAUUGACAAGCCCAGCAGCAUCACCAGUUCCCACUUUGACCCAAGCAAGGAGACUAAGAUGAUUUGCCACGGCUUCCUCGAAAGCGGCUUGAUAGAGUGGGAUUACUGGAUGAUUGAUAUGACAAAGGCCUUCCUCAACUACGCCGACUACAACGUAAUUCGGGUCGUCUGGGGCAGUGGGUCGAUGUUCCCUUACACCCAGGCUCUGUCCAACACCAGGAUCGUGGGUGCCGAGACCUCGCGACUUAUCGACAAACUCAGGGCACUGUACGGUGUUUCUGCGGGGUCUUUCCAUUUCAUUGGCCAUAGUCUCGGGUCUCACAUCGGUGGAUACGUCGGCGAACGACAGUCCGGCCUGGGCCGAAUCACGGGAUUGGAUCCGGCCGGACCAGGCUUCGAGAACACCCAGCCACAGGUCCGAUUGGAUCCCACCGAUGCUCUCUUCGUGGACACUAUCCACACAGACGCAAAAAGCCUCCUCGCGCUAGGCUUCGGUAUCGUCGCUCCUGUGGGGCACAUGGACUUCUACCCGAACGGCGGCAGCAGUCAACCCGGCUGUGAUCAGUCACUCUUCGAGGACUUUUUAGACGAGGGCCUCAUAGGGGGAGGUGUGAAGUUCGUGGCAUGUAAUCACAUGAGGGCUCACGAGUUCUUCACUGAAUCCAUUAGCAAGUGUCCAAUUUAUGCUUUCAGAUGUCCCAAUGAUGCGGACACGUACGACAAUUUCCUCAACGGUGAAUGCUUCAACAGUGGCGACGCAGCGGUGAUGGGAUUCCAUUCCAUCAAGCAGAAACCACCCUCUGGCGUCACGAACCAGAAGUACUUUGCGACAACAACGGAUAAGUUUCCAUUCUGCUUGGAGAACCCCUUCCAAGUUGGCCUGCACUUUGAUAAACCAUGGUAUUCCGAGACAUUCAAAGGCUGGGCCUACGUGACUCUCAUCGGCGGGAAAGGUACAACGAAGAGAACCGAGCUGAAUGAGGACAGCCUGAACUUCAAACCGGGCACAGAUAUGGGUUUUGUCUUCACUACCGACAAGGAUCCGGGCGAUCUGCGCGAACUCCAGUUCUACUGGAAACACGAUUUUGAGUUGCUCAACCCAGGCGACUGGCCAAUCUUUGACGACAUCGAGGUGUUCAUUUCAAAAAUCACCAUCAAGGGGCUCCGUUUACAGAAAAGUUACACGAUGUGCAACAAGAAACCUAAGACAGGCAUCAACUCCAAGACGGUGGCCUACUUCAAGGCCUCCUACUGCUAAAGUGGCUUACUGUGGACACAAGGGGGCGUUUUUGAAUCACUUUUAUUUCCACUACUGAUCUGGUUCCCCUGAAAUACAACUGCACUUGAAGCUACUUUUUCAAAUUAGGAAGAGACACCUUGAUUUUCUGUCCCUGUAAUGCUAACAUGGUCAGGACAAGUAUAUAAUUGAUAAACGUUUACAGUUUUUCUUUCAAAACUAUUUCAGGAACUGACAUCUGAACAUUCUUCAAACUGUAGCAGAAAUUCAUACGUCUUUAAUGCUUAUCCGAAAGGUAAUGAUCUUAUUAUCAUUUCAAAAGGGCAAAUGUGAGCCUUUUCACCCUUAUUCGUGAUUAUUUUACAUCAAGGGGUGAGGCCUCAGUACAAAACGCAGAAAUUGAGAAGCAAGGCUAAUAAAACUUAGUAUAACUAACCAGUUGUUGCACAUUAUUAUUAAAGGUCCACUCUAUCUUUCUUCCAUCUUCACAAAAAUCUUCCACCUUCAUAAUCCCCGUUAAGUGUUCAUUGGGGACACGGAAAAGACUACAUCUAGCAAAUACUGUGGCAAAGGUUUGCAUAUUCAUUACAAAUUCAACCUGUAUGGAUGAUGUGUUUGAUUUCAUAGUCGAACCUAGUGAAUGAGAUUUCCCGGAUCCCAUGGGUUUGACGAAUAAAACCAAGUAUAAUAGCA
Molecule: messenger RNA, 2220 nt
Organism: Acanthaster planci (crown-of-thorns starfish)
Lineage: Eukaryota; Metazoa; Echinodermata; Asteroidea; Valvatida; Acanthasteridae
Product: pancreatic triacylglycerol lipase-like
Biological process (GO): lipid catabolic process
Molecular function (GO): protein binding; triacylglycerol lipase activity
Source: RefSeq, a predicted model, not a curated record